UACUACUACUAUUAGUGUACUACAAAACACUCAAAAAAGAGCAUUAUAAUUUAACCAAACCAAACACUUGCUGCCAAGCUCACUCAUUUUACUCACUACCCUCCAAUGGCUACCUUCUGCUGCAACAACACUAAUCAAAACUCCUCCAUCUUUCUCUCUCUCCUCUCUUUCUCUCUCCUCAUUACCAUCAUCAACUGCUCCUCUUUAUCUGAAUCUGACAUUCUUCUUAAUUUCAAAUCUUCCAUUAAUGACCCUUCCCAUUUUCUUGCUUCUUGGUCCAACACUACACUUACUCAUCACUGCAAUUGGACUGGAAUCUCCUGCUCAAACACUCCCUCUUUUGCUGUCACUUCACUAAAUCUUCAAAGUUUCAAUCUUUCAGGUGAACUUUCCCCUGUAUUAUGUCAACUUUCUCAUCUUUCUUCCCUAAAUCUUGCUGAUAAUCUCUUUAAUCAACCAAUCCCACUUCAUUUUUCUCAGUGUGAAUCUUUGGUGAGUCUUAAUCUUAGCAGUAAUCUCAUUUGGGGUACUAUCCCAGAACAGAUUUCCCAGUUUUCUUCUUUGGAAGUGCUUGAUUUUAGCAGGAAUCACAUUGAGGGAAGAAUCCCAGAAAAUGUAGGGUUGUUGAUAGAUUUGCAAGUUCUUAACUUUGGUAGCAACUUACUCUCAGGCAAUCUUUCUGGGAUUUUUGGUAAUUUUACUAACCUUGUUGUUCUUGAUUUGUCUGAGAAUCCUUUUCUGGUGAGUGAGAUUCCUACUGACAUUGGUAAGCUGGAAAAACUUGAGCAGCUUUUUCUGCAAAGUUCUGGGUUUUUUGGUUUGAUUCCUGACUCUUUUUUGGGUUUAAGUAGCUUAAAAGUGAUUGACCUUUCUCAAAAUAAUCUCACUGGUGAGCUCCCCAAGAAAUUUGGUGCUUCAUUUGGAAAGUUGGUGUCUUUUGAUGUUUCAUCCAAUAAAAUUAGUGGGUCUUUUCCAAAUGGAAUAUGUAAUGUAAAAACCCUUACUAGCCUUAGUCUCCACACAAAUUACUUUACUGGGUCAUUGCCUGAAAGUAGUAUCAAUCAAUGUUUGAAUCUUGAAAGAUUUCAAGUGCAAAACAAUGAUUUUUCUGGUAAAUUUCCAACUGGGUUAUGGUCAUUACCCAAGAUUAUGCUCAUUAGAGCUGAAAAUAAUAGAUUUUCUGGUGAAAUUCCUGAGAUUAUAUCAGCUGCUGCCCAAUUAGAGCAAGUUCAGAUUGAUAAUAAUAGUUUUACUGGUAUUAUUCCUAAGGGUCUUGGAUUAGUAAAGAGCUUAUACAGAUUCUCUGCCUCCAAUAAUCAUUUGUUUGGUGAAUUACCCCCUAAUUUUUGUGAUUCUCCUGUUAUGAGCAUCAUAAAUUUUUCUCAAAAUUCGCUUUCAGGUCGAAUUCCUGAGGUUAGGAAAUGUAGGAAGCUAGUAUCAUUGUCUCUUGCUGAUAACAGUUUUAUUGGGAAAAUCCCACAUUCACUUGGCGAUUUACCAGUCUUAACUUACCUUGAUCUUUCUGAUAACAAUUUAACUGGUUCAAUCCCAUCAGAGCUUCAAAACUUGAAGCUGGCCUUGUUCAAUGUUUCAUAUAAUCAGUUGUCAGGGAGAGUACCUUUCUUGUUGUUAACAGGCCUACCGGCAUCAUAUUUGCAAGGAAAUCCUGGUCUUUGCGGUCCGGGGCUGCCUGAUCCUUGUUCAGAUGAAGGGAAACUGCAUCGAAAUGCUGGUCUUACAAAACUGGGUUAUCUUGUUUCAGUAGCUCUAGCUGUUGCUAUAAUCAUGGCUGUUUUCGCGCUUAUCGUAUUUCAUCGCCGUGCUAAACAGAAAUCUGAAAUGGGUGCUUGGCAUUCAGUCUUCUUCUAUCCUUUGAGGAUUUCUGAGCAGGAUUUGGUUAUGGCAAUCAAUGAAAAAACUGCAGUAGGAAGUGGAGAAAUUUUUGGGAAGGUUCAUAUCAUAAGCUUACCAAGUAGUGAACUUAUUACUGUGAAAAAACUGGUGAAUUCUGGCAAUCAAUCAACAAAAUCCCUGAAAGGUGAAAUCAAAACAUUAGCUAAAAUUCGGCAUAAAAACAUUGUCAAAAUCCUUGGUUUUUGUUGCACAGAAGAUUCAAUAUUUCUCAUCUAUGAGCAUAUGCCAAAGGGAAGCUUAGGUGAUAUGAUUGGCAGGCCAAAUUUUCAGAUGCAAUGGAGUGUUAGGUUGAAUAUUGCCAUUGGAGUUGCUCAAGGUUUAGCUUAUCUUCACAAUGAUUACUCUCCUCAUCUACUGCACAGAAAUGUGAAAUCAACUAAUAUUCUUCUGGAUGCUGAUUUUGAGCCUAAGCUUACAGAUUUCUCACUCGACAAAAUCGUGGGCAAUGCUUUAUUUCAGUCCACUUUGGCCUUUGAAUCUUUAGCUUCCUGCUAUGUUGCACCAGAAUGUAAAUACAACAAGAAAGCAACAGAAGAGAUGGACGUGUACAGUUUUGGUGUAGUAUUAUUAGAACUGGUGACAGGAAGACAAGCAUGUUUAGCAGAUUCAGAAGAACCAUCUCUGGAUAUUGUGAAGUGGGUUCGAAGGAAGAUCAAUAUUGCUAACGGGUCUGAUCAUGUUCUUGAUCCAAGCAUAUCCGCCGCGUCUUCCCAGGAAGAGAUGCUUGGUGCAUUGGAGCUUGGUAUCCAAUGUACUAGUGUGAUGCCUGAGAAACGGCCAUCAAUUGCUCAAGUUGUCAGGGGACUCCAAAAUCUUGGCUCGAAAUCUAGCUCUCGACGUCUACAACUACAGCUUACCUCCUCCAGUGAUGGUAGUUCACUUCUAGUGUGAAAAAUUAGCAGCAUAAUGUUAGUAAUGUUGUGUAAAUCCAGCUCGAUCUACUUGCUGCUCUUCUUUGUUCUUUUUGUUGCCUCACCUAGAUACCCACCUAUCUGUUUUUGAGGAAGGGUGUUAAAGCAUGCAGCCAUGCACCAAUAUAGUAGUCUGUAAUUUUUUGAUGGGUUUGAAUAUAAGUUAUAGUUUACGUA
Messenger RNA from Beta vulgaris subsp. vulgaris (sugar beet), 3002 nucleotides. Its product is annotated as probably inactive leucine-rich repeat receptor-like protein kinase At5g06940. Gene Ontology annotation, cellular component: plasma membrane. Bases 106 to 2805 code for a protein of 899 amino acids. Lineage: Eukaryota; Viridiplantae; Streptophyta; Magnoliopsida; Caryophyllales; Amaranthaceae. The record is from RefSeq and is a predicted model, not a curated record. Gene Ontology annotation, biological process: protein phosphorylation. The transcript is spliced from 2 exons. Gene Ontology annotation, molecular function: ATP binding; protein binding; protein kinase activity.